Jaculus jaculus (lesser Egyptian jerboa) is the source of this 351-nucleotide messenger RNA. RefSeq names its product tachykinin precursor 4 (gene Tac4). The transcript is spliced from 4 exons. NCBI's taxonomy places the organism in Eukaryota, Metazoa, Chordata, Mammalia, Rodentia, Dipodidae. Bases 1 to 351 code for a protein of 116 amino acids. The record is from RefSeq and is a predicted model, not a curated record.
AUGCCGCCCAGCCUCUUCCUGCUUCUCCUGAUGGGGCUGUCGGUGCGCACCGCAGCAGGGGGCCGUGGAAAGGAACGGGCACCCAGCACAGAAGCAGAGCCCUGGGUUGCGGUCGCACUGGAGGGAAUCGCUGUCCCUAGCAUUCAGCUGCAACUGCAGGAGGCGAAGAGGAGCAAGACGCGCCAGUUCUUUGGGCUGAUGGGGAAGCAAGUGGGCGGAAUACCUGCAAUCCAGCCAGGGGGAAGGACGGAGUAUCAGCUGGGACAAACAGUCCAGGACCUCCUCAGUGGGAGAGAACUGUCCACAAAGGUAGGCAAGAGCCUCUACAAGAUGUCGAAUGCAUCGUGGUAA